Messenger RNA from Notothenia coriiceps (black rockcod), 659 nucleotides. Its product is annotated as agmatinase, mitochondrial-like. NCBI's taxonomy places the organism in Eukaryota, Metazoa, Chordata, Actinopteri, Perciformes, Nototheniidae. The transcript has 2 exons. The record is from RefSeq and is a predicted model, not a curated record. Gene Ontology annotation, molecular function: agmatinase activity; metal ion binding. The annotation marks the transcript as partial.
UACUUGAACUUGAAUGUUUCCUUCACAGCGGAAUACAGUAUAAAUAGCGCUCCUCCUGUGAGCACCAGCAGUAACUAACGUCUCCUCUGACAGAGAGGUUGUUCAGGAUCUCAGCAUGUGGUCUCUGUGCAGGAACUUCAUUAGACCCGCUCUCUCCACAGGGGGCCUCCAGUCCCUCUGCAGGUCUGUGGUCGCCCCCCUAGUCAGCAGGAGCUACGGGACCCGCUUCAAUGUCCCCCCCAGCGCAGAGUUCGUGUCCCGGGUCUCGGGGAUCCCCACCAUGAACAAGCUGCCCCACCAGGAGAGCGCAGAGGGGCUGGACGCGGCCUUCAUCGGGGUCCCCAUCGACACCGGGACUUCCAACAGACCCGGGGCCAGGUUCGGGCCCCGGCAGAUCCGCGUGGAGUCGGCCAUGCUGCGCAGCUUCAACAGUGGAACCCGAGCGGCUCCGUACGACUCGCUUAUGGUGGCCGACAUCGGAGACGUGAACGUGAACCUGUACGACCUGAAGGACACGUGCACGCGCAUCAGAGAGUUCUACAGGAAGGUCCUGUCUGCGGGAUGCAUCCCCCUCACCAUGGGUGAGGAGUACUAUAUUAUAUCAUAUUUCUGUGGGUCCCUGAAGGCAGCAUCUCCCCCCUCCAAUGAGAGUCCUCCAU